CUGGGAAGACGAGGAGACUGAUUUCUAUAGCUGUCAGUCAACAGCGAUACGAGGGAGGGAGCGGCACUGCCCGCAGGUGUUCUCCUGUAUACGGUAGUACUUUCCAAGGCUUCGUUCAGAAAGUGGAUCUGCGACGAAAUCUAGCUACGAAGUGGCUGCGGCAGGCAGACAUAAAAAACUGGCAAUCAAGAUGGAAAAUAAUGUAACAACAAUUUCUCGAGAGGAACUGGAAGAACUAAAAGAAGCAUUCAAUAAAAUAGACAUUGAUAAUAGUGGAUAUGUCAGUGAUUAUGAACUUCAAGAUCUUUUCAAAGAAGCAAGUCUUCCAUUACCUGGCUAUAAAGUUCGUGAAAUUGUGGAAAAAAUUAUAGCAGUGACAGAUAGUAACAAGGAUGGCAAAAUCAAUUUUGAAGAAUUUGUAUCGGUUAUUCAGGAACUGAAAAGUAAAGAGAUUAGCAAAUCAUUUCGAAAAUCCAUAAACAAAAAACUGGGGAUUACUGCAAUUGGAGGAACAUCAUCCAUUUCCAGUGAGGGAACUCAGCAUUCUUACUCAGAAGAAGACAAGGUUGCAUUUGUUAACUGGAUAAAUAAAGCUCUUAAAGAUGACCCUGACUGCAAACAUUGCCUCCCUAUGGAUCCAUCAGAUGCUAGCCUUUUUAAGUCACUUGCUGAUGGUAUCCUCCUUUGCAAAAUGAUUAAUUUAUCUCAGCCAGAUACAAUUGAUGAAAGAGCAAUUAAUAAGAAGAAGCUUACAGCCUUUACUAGAUCAGAAAAUCUAGAUCUAGCACUAAAUUCUGCAUCGGCUAUUGGCUGUACAGUAGUUAACAUUGGAUCACAAGAUCUAAUAGAUGGAAAGCCACAUUUGGUGUUAGGAUUACUAUGGCAAAUUAUUAAAGUUGGGCUUUUCUCUGAUAUAGAGAUUUCCAGAAAUGAAGCUCUUAUUGGUUUACUAAGUGAUGAAGAAGAAUUGGAGCAAUUAAUAAAAUUGUCUCCAGAAGAACUUUUGCUACGCUGGGUUAAUUACCAUUUGAAUAAUGCUGGGUGGAAGAAAAUAAGCAACUUUGGUCAAGACAUUAAGGACUCAAAAGCUUAUUAUCAUCUUUUGAAUCAAAUUGCACCCAAAGGAGGCAACAAUGGAGAAAAAGCCAUUGCCAUAGAUCUUUCAGGUUUUAAUGAACCAAAUGAUUUGAGGAGAGCUGAAUAUAUGCUUCAACAAGCAGAUAAAUUGGGUUGCAAACAGUUUGUGACGCCUACAGAUGUGGUUGCAGGCAACCCUAAACUUAAUAUAGCCUUUGUUGCAAACCUCUUUAACACAUACCCUGCCCUGCAAAAGCCUAAAAACAAUUCUUAUGAUUUCAGUUUAUUAGAAGGUGAAAGUAAGGAAGAGAGAACAUUUAGAAACUGGAUGAAUUCAUUGGGGGUUACUCCUUAUAUUAAUCACUUAUACAGUGAUCUUGCUGAUGGUUUAGUAAUCUUUCAACUGUAUGAAAUGAUCCGUGUACCUGUAGAAUGGAGUCAUGUCAACAAACCCCCAUAUCCUGCACUGGGGGGUAACAUGAAAAAGAUUGAAAAUUGUAACUAUGCUGUAGAACUGGGAAAGACAAAUGCCAGAUUUUCAUUGGUUGGAAUUGGUGGAAAAGAUCUCAAUGAAGGCAAACCAACCUUGACCUUGGCACUAGUCUGGCAAUUAAUGAGAAGAUAUACUUUGAAUGUACUAUCAGACCUUGGAGAAGGGGAGAAAGUAAAUGAUGAAACUAUCAUUAAAUGGGUGAAUCAAACUCUUGCAAAUGCAAAUAAGACAACUUCAAUAUCUAGCUUCAAGGACCAAUCCAUAAGCACUAGUUUGCCAAUAUUAGAUUUAAUAGAUGCUAUUGCACCAAAAGCAGUCCGCUCAGAAAUGGUCAAGAGAGAAGAUCUAACACCAGCAGACAAGCUAAAUAAUGCUAAGUAUGCUAUUUCUAUUGCUCGGAAAAUUGGUGCUUGUAUAUAUGCCUUACCAGACGACUUGGUAGAAGUGAAGCCAAAAAUGGUCAUGACAGUGUUCGCAUGUUUAAUGGGAAGAGGAUUAAACAAAAUAAAAUAAAGAACAGUUUCUUUUCCUUUUCUGCCAUGAUAAACGCAUUGAAUGCCUCAUUGUUUACAGACUAAUAUAAAGCAGAUAGUUUAUAUAUAUAUAUAAAAAUGUGGAAAAGUAAAGAUAGAUUAUUUAAAUGAUUUCUUUUUUAGUUAUCACUUGAAAUGUGUAUUACAUCAGUAUACUAGCUAACUGUGCUAACAUGAUGCAAUAAUUGUAAUUAACAUUACUAUGUUCAGCAGCUUUUUUAACCUGUAUAUGAUUUUUCUCAGUGCAAAGAUUCCCAAGAUUAUAAAGUGCUAUUUUAGGAAAUACUGUGAAGUCAACAUUUUUGAUUGAUAAGAUACAUUUCAAUUGUUGCUAGCAAACUUAUCUUGCUAUGGUUAUAAAAUAAGGAGACAAUGUUUUCAAUAAAAGAGAAUAUAUGUAGCUCAAGGUUGAACUGUGGAAUCCUUGGUACUCUAUUUUUGGUUCUUUGUAGAUGUUUCAUUAUCUGAGUAGGUAACAUCAUUAGCACUAUUAAGUAUAGACUUUACUCACUGUUUAUAUACAGUGUCAGUAUAUAUCCUGCCAGUGUUGGGGAAGUGUGGUUUUCUCCUUGGUAGUUCCUAGUUAUCCUUAUCAGCAGAGGAAAUAACAACAAACUAAAAACACAAGUCUACCAAAAACCGUCCAUCAAGAAACUGAACGACUUCAUACCAGUUGCUCUAACAUCUGUAGUUAUGAAAACCUUUGAAAGGCUAGCAAUGUCCCACCUGAAAACAAUCACGGACCCGCUGUUAGACUCCUUGCAAUUUGCCUACGAAGCAAAUAAAUUGACAGAUAAUACUGUUAAUAUGUCUCUGCACUACAUCCUACAACAUCUUGAAUCUCCAAAGACCUAUGCAAGGGUCCUCUUUGUAGACUUAGCAUUCAAUAACAUCAUUCCAGAUAUUCUUUUAACUAAACUAAAUCAGCUAACUGUACCUGACCACACUUAUAAAUUGAUCAUAAACUUCCUUAAAGACAGGAAGUAGCAGGUGAAGCUAGGCAAAAUCAUAUCAGAUACCUGUACAAUUAGCACAGGAACUCUCGAGGGCUGUUUGUUCUCUCCACUUCUCUCUAUACACCAAUGACUACAUCUCAAAAAGAUCCCUCAAAGUACUGAAGUUUGCAGAUGAUACAACAGUGAUUGGCCUCAUUCGAGGCAAUGACAAAUUUGCAUACAGAUGGGAGGUUGAACAACUAGCCUUGUGAUGCAACCGGAACAAUCUUGAACUAAACACACUCAAAAC
This is a messenger RNA of Thamnophis sirtalis, 3348 nucleotides long. RefSeq names its product plastin 1 (gene PLS1). Gene Ontology annotation, cellular component: cytoplasm; actin filament bundle; actin filament. Gene Ontology annotation, biological process: actin filament bundle assembly; actin filament network formation. NCBI's taxonomy places the organism in Eukaryota, Metazoa, Chordata, Lepidosauria, Squamata, Natricidae. Gene Ontology annotation, molecular function: calcium ion binding; actin filament binding. The record is from RefSeq and is a predicted model, not a curated record.